AUGGGCUCUAGCUCAAGAUCUCAGAUAUUCUCAGUUUCGUCUGAUAAAGGGUCCAGCAAUGAUAACAACUCAAAUGAUAACAACUCAGAUUCUUCCUACAUUCCUGACAGUCAUAAUGGUAUAGGAGGAAAUCGGUCAGUUACUGGUAAAGAUUUAUCUGUGGCACAGUAUGAAGAUGAUGUUGAGAAAUCUGUUCACCUUAAUCAAGAUGGCAGCAUCACAGUGGAAAUGAAAGUUCGAUUCAGAAUUAAAGAGGAAGAAACCAUUAGAUGGACAACAACUGUAAGUCGUGCUGGCCUUUCUGAUGACAAAAACACCACCACUUGCGAUUCUGCAAUGCAUGCGGAAGACUGCUUAUCCAAUGUAAAUGUAUCAGAAUGUAUAAAACCAAAAGAUGGUCCAUUUUUGAAGAGCUACAGUAAAGAAGAGGGAGACUCAUUACAGCAAUUCAAUGCAGAAGUGUCAGACAAAGAAUCAGAGUCUGAUUUAAAACCUGCUGGUUGUAAUAUCUGUAAGAAGAACAAUUCUGCAGAUCUAGACAUAAGGAAUGUACCUGAGGAUAAUAUCAGGCCUCGCUUUUAUAGGCCUCCUACCCCUGGGCCAAGGCGUGUUAGACAAAAGAAAGCCGUGGUUGAAAGUGUGACCUUGGUAUCUGAGAAAGAGGUUCAGGAGGAGACAAUAGGACAGUUUUCCUACAGUGAGGAACUACAGAAUGGAGAAAAUAAAUCUGAGUAUUGCAUGGUAGCUCAUUCAAGCAGAAAAAAAUCGAGUGUCAGUAAUCCAAAGUUUAGUGAGAUGAGUGACAAUGAUUCAGUAAAUCUUUUUUCAGAGAAUAUAAAAGAAGAAAUGUUUUUUAAAGGAAGCCAUAAAAAUAAUAAUUUAACAGAAACCACAAAUAGGAAGACAUUAGAAGUGCCUGGCGAGGAUGAAUUGGUACAGAAUAUAUUAGAGAAAUCAGUUGUGGAACAAGGUACAUAUAAUAAUUUAGUAUCAACCUGCAAAGCUAACAUCAGUGGUGUCACACCAUCAUCAAAAGUUUACCAGACGGCUAGGCCAGGUUCAGCAGACCACAUCCGUGAGCCAUGUGAUAUUAAACAAAUAAAAAGAUCACUGAGUUCUUUCAUUAGCUAUUCAGAAUUAUGUCAGUUAAAAGAAGAAACAAAAUGCAAAACUGCUGAUUUAUUACCUAUUUCUCAAGAUUCAGUGCAUUCAACCUGCCCCAGACAUAGCCAAAUGAACAAGAUGGUACCUCCAUGUAGUAAAGUUCCUGCUGAGAAAAUAAAUCCAACAACUGGAUUCUGUCCUACUGUUACUGAAAGUGAGAAUCAAAUCAGUGUCAGGACUGAAUCUGUGACGGCAACACAUCUCAUUUAUGACAGUCAAUCUGCAUCUGCCCUCACCAAAAAGAAGAAAAAGAAGAAGAGAAAAUCGUCUGACUUUCUAGAGCAAAGUACAUAUGAAAAUCAAAAAGAUAAAGAAAUUUCAGGGAUAAUUAAAAGUGAGGGAAUGCAUAUCACAAGCAAAACCACACAGGAUUCCACAACAGAGGCUAUGGAUAUUUAUUCUGAAAUGCCUCAGAAAAAAGGAACGGAUAUUUUUGUAAAAAACAAUGAUGGGUCUGUCAAUUCAGACAAAAGCAUAUGUUCUGAAGAUGAGUUCUAUCACCAGGGUUCAGUGGAACAAAAUGGAUUACCAUCUAACAAAAAAACAAGAAGUAAUAACAACAGGUUGGCCAAGGUAAAAUUGAAGUCAGGCGAAAAAAAAAGUAUCAUUUCAUCUGCAAAGAGUGAAGAUGGUCUAAUGACAGGUGAUUCAAACAAUGAAUCUGAACACGGUCAGAAUACACUGAGUACUGAGAAAGAAGGCACACAUCUCACAAACAGUUCUUGCGAACAGACACCUCACUCACCUGUGAUUUCAAAGGCAUUGUCAGAAGCACCAAAGAAUCCUAACUUUGAAAACGAAAAUGAAAAUAAUAUUUUGGAAAAUUUGCCAUCAAAGAAAGAGAAAAAGCAAAAGGGGAUGAAAAAAAAUCUAAGUGCAAAUAAGUUGAAUAUGUCAGAGAGAUUCAUAACACUGGAGGUUCUAAAACAGGAGGAUUUUCAAGAAGAGGCUGUUGAGCAUUCACUUGAAAACUAUGUCCAAACUUGGCUGAAAAACUUUUCACCAAAUUCUGUCUUACCCCCGAUAAAUAAAAAAGAAGAGAAUGUAAAGAAUAGCAAUGUCUGUCAUUUUCCUAAAGAAAAUAGUGAUGUUUCCACAGAUAAAGAAACAAGUUUUAUUACAAAUAAAGUACAUGUGACUGGAAAAAACCAUCUGGUUGAACAUAAUAUAAUCAAAAAAACAUUAAAGCCUAUUUGUGAAUUGGGAACUUUAGAAGAAUCAGCCAAGGGUUCAGGUGAAAAACAAACUGACUCUUUGAUUCAUGCUGAUACAACUAUAGUAGAAGAAGCCAAGUACUCAUUGGAGUCAGAAUUUCAUCAUGAUAGUAAGCUACACUUGCUUCAUGAAACACAUGACAAUGAUAAAAAGAUGUCGGAAGUUGAUAUUCAAGAUACCAACUUACAUCAAAGAAAAAAAUCUGAAGUUGCUGUUCAAGUUGAUUGCACAACUGUCAGGGAGAAAACAGUAAUUGAUGUUCAGAAUAAUUGCGUGUCUGGCAUGUUGCUGCAGGAACUACAAUCAACUUUGCUCAGUCUCCAGAAAGAACAUAGUGGAUGUAUAGGAAAAGCUUGCAGCCUUUCAGAUCUUUCUCCUUCAACUUUUGGUUCUUCCUCUAAUGUCCUCCUAGCUUGGUUACUUGUAUUGAAUCUGAGAGAGAGCUUGACUGGGACAAUAAAAGAUGAUUUGCAAAAAAAUACCUGUAGCUGUUCUGAAAUAUUUACACAGUUACAAUUUCUAAAACAAACUACAGUCAUAGAAAAAGUUGAUGAACUGAAGGCUGCCUUCUUGCAUUUUCAACAUUCAACAGAAAGUAACUUAUUACACUUUGGGAGGGAACUCAAAAAUCAGGACUCCACACAUUGCCUUGAGAAUAUGCCCAUAUCUGAAGACCAUAAUGGUGUACAUUUGCAUGAAAAUAAAUCAGUUGAUCCUUGUAUAUCAAAGGACAGUGUAAUUUCUGAAGAAGCUCUAAAAUUGACUGGUGAAUUAGAAAGGUGUUUUGAUAUACAGAAAGGUCUUUGUAGAGGAACAGAGACUUUAGGCUUGAGUGCUCCUGAAACACAGCUAGAAGAUCAAUAUGCCAAUACUAAUUCAAAUACCUGUAGCCUUGCAUCAGCUAUAGAGACACCUGAAAGAAAUCAAGAAAUGCCUGAUAGCCUAUAUAAAAACUCUCAUGAUAAAAACACUGAUACAUCAUUCAACAAUGAAGAGUCAGAAACAUCAGUAGAACCUAACUCGACAGUUCACAGUGUAACUUCUGAUGACAAAAAUUGCAUUUUAGAUCAGGAUACUUUUGAGUUAGAAGGUGAAAAAGGCGUUAUACAUGUUAUUCCUGAUAAAAGUGAAGAUGAGAAAGUUGAUCCAAAGUCAGCAGCUGCUGAAACUUCUGUGGAAUCUAAUAAUGAGGAUUAUUCUGUGCAGGAAGACAAGGAAGAUGCAGAAACUUGUGAGGAAACCUCUGAGAGGUUAUCUACAGUCUCUCCAUUAUCAUUUUGUUAUGAAUCAAAGCAAAUUACAGAAUGUGAUAUGAGUGAAGGAGAACAGAAAUUGCAAGUAGAAGAGCUGGAGAAUAAAAUGUGUUCAGGCACUUCUCAAUUAAAAAAAUGCUUAAAAAGUCCUGCUACUUCAGACUGGUCAGAUUACAGACCAGACACUGAAGAGAGUGAUUAUAACUUUAGAGCACCCAGUGAUUUGACCAAUGAAAGUGAGGAGGAAGCAGUACUUGAAAAACAUUAUAAUACUGGCUACGUCAAAAGAACUAUUGAACUACUUUAUGGCAAGACAGAAGCUUUGUUUAAGCCUGACUUUCACAAUGGAUUUCCUUAUAUGUCGAAAGUGUUUCAAAAGGAUACUGAAGAAUUCCACUCUGCAGUGAUGGAAAAAAGCAUUUAUUUUUCUCAAGAACCUAGGUCUUGUUCUGCAGAGAAAUUGUCACAUUCUCCACUACUAUCACAAGAAUUUCCAGUAAACAUAAACAAAGAGAACACUUUAUUGAGGAGAGAAAAUACUUCUUUACCAACACCACAACCUACCCUUAACAGAGAAGAGACAAAUUAUACCAAUGAGCUCUCGGGGGAAUCACCAAAGCAACAUUGUGAACCUAGCGUACAAGCUAAUGAAGAUGAAGGAAUAUUGAUAGAUAAAGGCAAAUGGCUUCUCAAAGAAAAUCAUUUGAUAAGAAGAUCACCCCCUGAACGGAUUGGAAUGUAUGAUAAUUUGGAUACCACGUCAACAGACACAGUCCUUGAUACUAACAGUGAUGAUGUUCCAUACUCGCACUUUGGCAAUCUGAAUCAGUACCCAGUCCUCAAUGAAAUCUCUUCUUCAGAACUUGAAGACAUGGCUAAACCCUCUGAAAAUUUUUGCAACUACUUCAAUAUGCCUCAUAAUAGUGAUUCAGACCCAUUUCAGGAUGACUUAACAAACAAAGAAAAGAUCAAACCAUCUGUCAUGGCAGACUCUACUUCCACACAGGCUGAUACCAAUUUUCCAGCCUUUACAUCUGUAGAAUUUAGAUUGCCUGAUAACAAGGUGCAUCCAUUGGAACAGCCUUUAAAUGAUGACCCCAUACAGACUCAGCCAACUGAUGUUAGUAAUGUUAACAGAAGUGCUCUUCAGGAAGAGGAUUCUCUGGAUAAACUCCAUGCUAUAUGUGGCCAACAUUGUCCAAUACUGAUGGUGACAGUAACACCGAUUAAUGAGGAACAGAGAGGAUAUGCCUAUCAAAAGGCAUCUGAUAUUGAGAACCAGCUAGGUCCAUGUUUGUUGGCCAAAAAGAGUGAACAUUUACAAUGGUCGGGCGAAGAUUUCAUAACAGAUGAAAAUAAUUAUGUGACUCUGAAGAAUAACCGUAUCAAUAAGAUUGCCAAUAAUAUUUUUAAUAGGUUUUAUGCUAAUAACAUCUUAGAUUUUAUUAGUAACUUUGAAAUACUUGCAUCUUCAACUCUGAAAGACACAAGCAGUUUAGGGAAGUUACAUGUUAUAGAGGAUAUGAAUGUAAAACUUGUGGAAGUCAGCAACUGUCAAAAUAACGUAUCCACACACAUAACCAGUGAUCUUGUAAUAGACAUAAAUAGUGAACUACCCGAUAGAAAGCCAAAAAUAUACCAAACCCUAAGAAUAAGCCUAAUUCAUAUUGUUGGAGAAAAAAAAUUUUCUCCCAUGCUGGCAGAUUCAGCAGAAACCUGUCAUUCUGAAACAUUUCUGAAGUGUGACACUUCUUUAAAUAACAUUGAACAUAAUGCCUCUGAAAAUCUGAAAAAUGAAAAUGCCUUUCCUACAGAAGAAGAAGAAGAAGAAAUUUGCUUUUGUACAAUGGACAGUGGAAACAGUAACGAUGAGAAAGACUUGUAA
Phalacrocorax carbo (great cormorant) is the source of this 5517-nucleotide messenger RNA. Lineage: Eukaryota; Metazoa; Chordata; Aves; Suliformes; Phalacrocoracidae. The record is from RefSeq and is a predicted model, not a curated record.